UGGGCAAUAUUGUCAUUUCGCCUCGGCCCUGAUGAGUCAACGACUCGAUGGCUCUCCCCCGACCCUUCUGCUCCCUUUCCUCUUCCUCGACGCCUCCAGCAAACCAUGGCAGUCGCUGUGUUCGCGGUUCAGCAAGAGCUUGCAGGCUCGAUCGUUUCCAGUAUCGCCGAUGAGCUAUUUCGGGCAUAUGCUUCAGACUGCAACAGAUAUGCUGAAAUCCAUGGUAUCGCCUAUGAGCAUGAGAGGCCAUCCUCUGCUUCACCGAUGGUGUAUCGAGUCGGUUGUCGGAAGUCAUGUGAAGUUUUGAAGGCCUCUGAAUUCAGUACCGUGGAAACCGUUGAAAAGAGCAUCGAAUCAUCUGCGUCAGUUCAUAAAAAAAUUGUGGAGUUCAUUGGAGAAAGAGCUCGUGCUCACAAGACGCAUAGGUUACUCUGUACACAAAAACAAAACCUUGAUGAGCAUCACGGAAUUGAUUGGAACACACGCUACAAAAUGAUUAAGGGGACUUGCGAGGGCUUUUCAUACCUCCAGAGGCAACUGCAACAUUGUAUUUAUCAUUUUGAUGUUAAAGCAGAAAAUAUAUUGCUGGAUGCAAAUAUGGUGCCAAAAAUCACAGAUUAUGGCAUGUCACGGUGCUUCGGGGAAGAACUAGCACGAAACAUGACAAAUUGUAUAGGAACACAGGGGUACAAGGAGCCAGCGAUGAAUGGAAAGAUAACCUCACAUAUGUCCGACAUAUACAGUUUGGGUGUCAUAAUCUUGAGUAUAUUGAAGAUUUAUUGGAGGAACAAGCAACAGGCAAGGCAAAUAAUGUUGAUGCUUGAGUCAUCUUCCGAACAAAUGAAGAGAUUAAACCAAAUAGUUUUAAGCUGUCUGGAAAAAGGCAAAUCCACGAAGGUUACGAGAAGCACUGUUUCUUCAACGCGACGAGCAGCGCAUGAUAUCAUCGUCCCAGAUUCUGGUGUUCGCAUCAGCGCCAUGGUUGACGUCCCCAAAACGAAACCUUCCCCGGCUUGUAUUAACAUAGACAAGGCACCAUCAACUCCUGAAGAUUCAGUGAUCCUUGUGCUUGAGUCCGGAAGCAGUAAAUUGGCUCAAACACCAUCUACGCAUCGACAUCUCAGUCAUAGUAACCAGACAGAUGAACGGAGCAACAAACCACUCUCUAAUAGAGCUCCAGCGACCAAUUCGUCAGCAGACAAAACACGCGCUACAAUGGAACCUAAUAAGCUUGCUGAUGAUGAAGCUCACAGUGAACCUAAUUCCAGUGUCGACGAACGCGAUACCAAUGAGGUGGCAAGGAGAUCCUGCAAAUGGUAUGUCGCAACCGGCGCAGCACAUCACGCCACAGGGGACCGUGGUCAAAUCACCAACAUGGUGGAACUCGAGAACGAUAACCUUUGUGUUCAGGCGGCAGAUGGGACGCCCAUGCCUGUACGUGGCCGCGGCAACGUGGAGACCGACAACGUGGUGCUUCCGGACGUCUACUACGUCCCCGGGCUUUGGACGAACCUUGUUUCCGUCGGCCAGCUUGCCGGGCUGGAUUACUGCGUUGGGUUUAGCCGCGGUGCGUGCCACGUCAGUGACGCCGCCGGCACGGUCGUCGGUACGGCCCACGCCAGGGGAGACGGCCUGUAUGAGGUGGACCAUCUGAGAGUGCCACUUGACAUGCGAUGAACUGCUGCUGAUGAAUCAUGAACGAGUACGCAGGCAUAUUUACGGUUGUGCGAGCUAGUGCGAUCGAUGUGUGUAACAUGCAAUAAGGGCGACCGAUCCAUGCACUAUAUUGCUUUCUCGCUUUUGUUGAAACUUAUUUGUAUGUCUUCCUGUAUGUCUUCCUGAUCAGCCCAAUUCCACUGCACCAACUAUGCAGGAAACCAUGUUCCAUGAACUGGUUAUCAUUAUAUAUGCUAUUGCUUAUGUGUUUUUUUA
Panicum virgatum (switchgrass) is the source of this 1932-nucleotide messenger RNA. Its product is annotated as receptor-like kinase LIP1. Gene Ontology annotation, molecular function: protein kinase activity; ATP binding. Lineage: Eukaryota; Viridiplantae; Streptophyta; Magnoliopsida; Poales; Poaceae. Bases 106 to 1677 code for a protein of 523 amino acids. Gene Ontology annotation, biological process: protein phosphorylation. The transcript is spliced from 5 exons. The record is from RefSeq and is a predicted model, not a curated record.